Messenger RNA from Cinclus cinclus, 1473 nucleotides. RefSeq lists its product as uncharacterized. Bases 1 to 1473 code for a protein of 490 amino acids. The record is from RefSeq and is a predicted model, not a curated record. Lineage: Eukaryota; Metazoa; Chordata; Aves; Passeriformes; Cinclidae. The transcript is spliced from 2 exons.
AUGGCUGCUGACACAAGAGAGCGUUAUGCAGGAGCCAACCAUAAAGGGGCGGGCAAGUCCAUCGGGCACCCGCGGAGCCCCCAGCCCAGCCCUCCCUGCCCUUUAAACCCCGCGGGGCUGGCGCUGGGGCUGGCAGUGACCUGCAGCACAACCCCUGCAUCCACCAGCACAACCUCUGCAUCCACCAGCACAACCCCUGCCCCACCAGUACAACCUCUGCAUCCACCAGCACAACCCCUGCCCCACCAGCACAACCCCUGCAGCCACCAGUACAACCCCUGCCUCCACCAGUACAACCCCUGCAGCCACCAGCACAACCCCUGCAGCCACCAGCACAACCCCUGCCCCCACCAGUACAACCCCUGCCCCACCAGCACAACCCCUGCAGCCACCAGCACAACCCCUGCCCCACCAGCACAACCCCUGCAGCCACCAGCACAACCCCUGCCUCCACCAGUACAACCCCUGCCUCCACCAGUACAACCCCUGCCUCCACCAGUACAACCUCUGCCCCACCAGUACAACCCCUGCCUCCACCAGUACAACCCCUGCCCCACCAGUACAACCCCUGCAUCCACCAGCACAACCCCUGCAGCCACCAGUACAACCCCUGCCCCACCAGUACAACCCCUGCAUCCACCAGCACAACCCCUGCAGCCACCAGCACAACCCCUGCCUCCACCAGUACAACCCCUGCCUCCACCAGCACAACCCCUGCAUCCACCAGUACAACCCCUGCAGCCACCAGUACAACCCCUGCCUCCACCAGUACAACCCCUGCCCCACCAGCACAACCCCUGCCCCACCAGUACAACCCCUGCCCCCACCAGUACAACCCCUGCAUCCACCAGUACAACCCCUGCCUCCACCAGUACAACCCCUGCAUCCACCAGUACAACCCCUGCAUCCACCAGUACAACCCCUGCCUCCACCAGUACAACCCCUGCCCCACCAGCACAACCCCUGCCUCCACCAGUACAACCCCUGACCCCACCAGUACAACCCCUGCAGCCACCAGCACAACCCCUGCCUCCACCAGUACAACCCCUGCAUCCACCAGUACAACCCCUGCCCCACCAGUACAACCCCUGCCCCACCAGUACAACCUCUGCCCCACCAGUACAACCCCUGCCCCCACCAGUACAACCCCUGCCUCCACCAGUACAACCCCUGCCCCCACCAGUACAACCCCUGCAGCCACCAGUACAACCCCUGCCCCACCAGUACAACCCCUGCCCCACCAGUACAACCCCUGCAUCCAUGCCCGGACAGGGGGCUGUCCCCCCGCUCCCGGGGCCAUCCCAGCCCCGAGCAGGGCAGCGGCACCGGGCGCAGGCGAUGCAGCCGCAGCUGCCACUCCCCUCCUGUGCCCGCGAUUGUGCCGCCCCUCGGGAGCGCUCCCCGCCCGCUCCAAAGACCUCCGAAUUAACCUUUUCAAUGGAAAAGAGAUUGGGGCCCUAUAGAAAAGGAUGA